AGGUUCCCCUCGUAUUUAAUUGAGUUAGCCCAUACGAGGCCCAGUUACAAAACCAAAGUCGUAGCACAACUCCUUGGCUCUCUCUCCGUUACUCAAUCUCGCCUUUCUAUCGCCCCUUUCUCGCCCGAAGGCAGAAGAUUGAAGUACCCACUUCAGGCACCUUGCUGGGUUCUCGGCACCUGCUUCAUCUUCCUCCUCUUGGCAUCACAGGUUUCUUCUCUCUCUCUCUCUCUCUCUCUCUCUCUCUCUCUCUCUCUCUCUUCUGGUUAGUUUCAUUAUCUCUUUUCCUCGUUUUUUUUUUGGUGUAUGAAAUCAUUGUUUUAGUUGGGUGAAGAUAGUUCGGAUUUUCCGUUUUAAUUUCUAGUGAUUUCCACGUUCGUGUUAUCCAUCACUAAACAUGGAGAAGAAUCAAUUUUUGUAUCUGAUAUGCAUUCUAUCUUUGUAUUUUGAGGUUUCCUUCUCACUCUCUUUCCAACUCUUGUGUAAACUUUCUUGAUUUUUCUGUUUUGGUCUCACAUUAAUAAUCAAGUGGUUUUUGAGUUUUGAAUGUUGGAUUUAAUUAUGAUGGGUAGGUUCAGUUUUAUGAUGUGUGUAUUGCUCCAAUUUUGGUGAAAUUUUGGCUCUAUUAUGAUGCCAAUAAUGAUGAAGGGUGUGCUUCUUAAAUGGGUUUAUGGAGUCUAAAUUGUUCCAGAUAUAUGUGAAACUUUGAACAAUGAUGUUGGUAAAGAGUGAUGAAUCCUUUGGUGCUGUUAAUGAUUGAAAAUGUUAAGUCUGAUCACUGUUUGAAAUUUGAAUGUUAUAUAAAGUCCCAAAAUUUCUUUCAGUGGUUGUGGUUGUUAAGUCUGAUCAAUAAAUUUUGGAUCUUUAUUGAGCUCUGUCCUGCUAAUUAUUGAACUUUAAGCAACAUCUCUUUUUCUUUUCAUUUUUUCAACUUCUUUUAGUCAAAUAUGCACCGAGCUGUGUAGAACUUGGAAGCCUUGACAAUUGGCUACACGUACUUAAAUGAGGAACUUUAAUAAUUCUCUAGUGACCUAGUGCUUGUAGCUAUGGCUGUAUGUAAACAAUUAAUUAAAACUAAAUAAAUAAACAAGGGCCUAGCUGAGGUGAGCUGGGGUAGAGUGCCCUUUCAUCUCAAAUAUCUUGUUAAUCGUGGCCAACACUACUACAUAUGGGUCAUGGUGUAGUGCUGGAGUUUGCGUGUAUGGCCCUACUAAUUCAGUGUAAUUAGAAAAAAGAACUAACAAGAAGAGGUUCUAGAUAGUUACCUUCUAUAUAUAAAUUCUAAAAUACACAUGUAUAUGGAAUUUAAUAAAAUCUGACUAUGCAAAUAUUUUUUUUUAUACCAUUUCUGUAAAAAUAUAGCUUUUUUUUUCAAAAUAAUUAUUUUAUGAGAAAAAUUUAAGAAAAAGUUGAAAAAUAUAAGAAAACCAAAUAAAGUAACCUUAAGGUAAGGUAACUAGAUGGGUAACCAAUUACUUUAUACUAUUUUUCUCAUAUUUUAUAAUUUCUUUUUAAAUUUUGCUAUAAAAUAACAUAACUCUUUUGAAAAAGAAAGACAUAUUUUUACAAACUUAUAACUUAAAAACCAUGAAAAUAGGUUCCCCUCGUAUUUAAUUGAGUUAGUCCAUACGAGGCCCAGUUACAAAACCGAAGGUGUGUUUCAGACAUAAUUCUCUUCAUCCUUCCAAAGAGUCUUUUUUUCUUUAUUUUAUUUUAUUGAUUAUUGAUAAGCACAUCCUUCCAAAGUCGUAGCACAACUCCUUGGCUCUCUCUCCGUUACUCAAUCUCGCCUUUCUAUCGCCCCUUUCUCGCCCUAACUCAUCAGCUCUACCCUAGAUAAAUUAUCAACCUCGUUCACAACUCAUCGGGGACCGGAGAUCGGAGAUCGUAGAUUAGGAAUUCCUUUUCAAUCAUUGGCCGCCGGAUAAACAAUUACUGCACUCACAACAGAUCAAAUGGCGUUGCAAGACAAGUUGGACAGGUUCAAGAGGCAGCAAGAGAAGUGCCAAUCAACCCUCACCAGUAUUGCAGCAUCUUCUAAACCUAAACCAGCUCAGACUCAGACUCAGACUCAAAGAUUCAUGCACGCUGAUCUUCCAGCCAGUGUCAAACCUCCUGCUCCUGCUGUCAAAUUUUCUAGCGAUACAGAUAGACUUCAACACAUUAACAGCAUUCGGAAAGCCCCAGCUGGAGCUCAAAUCAAGCGUGUUAUUGACUUGCUAUAUGAGACAAGGCUAGCCCUAACACCAGAGCAAAUAAAUGAAGCAUGCUAUGUGGAUAUUAAUGCAAAUAAAACUGUCUUUGACAGCUUGAGGAAGAAUCUUAAAGUGAGCCAUGAUGGAAGACGCUUUUGUUACAAGUCUAAGCAUGACUUAAAAGACAAAAGCCAACUUCUUUACUUAGUACGGAAAUUUCCAGAGGGCAUUGCUGUUAUUGAUCUGAAGGAUUCAUACCCAACUGUGAUGGAGGACUUGCAGAGUCUGAAAGCUGCUGGUCAGAUCUGGCUGCUAUCAAACUUGGACUCUCAGGAGGACAUUGCGUACCCAAAUGACCCCAGGGUUCCCAUUAAAGUAGACGAUGACCUUAAACUGUUGUUUCGAGGAAUUGAAUUACCUCGCGACAUGCUUGAUAUUGAGAAGGAUCUGCAGAAGAAUGGUAUGAAGCCUGCAACCAACACUGCAAAGAGGAGGGCCCAGGCACAGGUCCAAGGUGUUACCCCCAAGAACAAGACCAAGAAGAAGAAGCAUGAAAUCAGCAAGAGGACUAAGCUAACCAAUGCCCAUCUUCCAGAGCUAUUCCAGAACCUUAAAUAAUGAUAUAUAUUUUUUUUUUUUUUUCUGAAACUUGGGUCCAGCCUUCAUUGGACUUGCAAUGAGCAAAGUUGUCUUUCGGUUGAUAUACAACAUAAUCUUGCUCUGGGUAAUGGAUUGUGUAGAUAUGAAUGAUAUACAACAAAAUCAAAUUAAUCAUUAUUGAGGAUUGAAUACGUUAUAGUCAAUAUUACUAUUUUUUUUUCAAAAAAAAGAGACUCUACAAAUCUAUCACUCCUUAUUUAUUUUUUCUCUUCUCUAUACACUGUACCAUUUUCAUCAAAGAUCAUCUCCAUUUCGUCAUUGUGAUAUUCUUCCUCGUUGAAUAACUUCAUAGCCAAACUAAUAUUUUGUAGUCAAUUAAAUUUUUAGAAAUGAAAAUCAAUCUUUUCGUUGA
Messenger RNA from Cannabis sativa, 3207 nucleotides. RefSeq lists its product as uncharacterized. The transcript is spliced from 7 exons. NCBI's taxonomy places the organism in Eukaryota, Viridiplantae, Streptophyta, Magnoliopsida, Rosales, Cannabaceae. The coding region runs from base 1956 to 2813 and encodes 285 amino acids. Gene Ontology annotation, biological process: transcription initiation at RNA polymerase II promoter. The record is from RefSeq and is a predicted model, not a curated record. Gene Ontology annotation, cellular component: transcription factor TFIIE complex.